Molecule: messenger RNA, 1281 nt
Organism: Dictyostelium purpureum
Lineage: Eukaryota; Evosea; Eumycetozoa; Dictyosteliales; Dictyosteliaceae
Exons: 1
Coding region: 1-1281 (426 amino acids)
Source: RefSeq, a predicted model, not a curated record
AUGAAGUUAAUAUUAUCAUUGGUUUUAAUAUUUGCAAUUUUAAGUAUUGUAAAAUCAGCCAAAAUAACAUUUGAUAGCAGCAAAGAUUGUAUUACACAAACAUGCGAUUUUUCAACUGCAAGUAAUUGGGUAGGUGGUGUUGCACCAAAAGCAGGGGAUGAAGUUGUUAUUUCAUUAGGUUCCAAAUCAGUAAUUAUAAUGAACUCCUUUGUUGCAUUCAGUAGUGUAACUGUUACAAGCUCAAUUUUAAAAUUAAAUUCAAUUAGCUCAGCUGGAACAUUUUCAAAUGUAGUUUUAGAAAAGAAUGCACAAUUUAUUGUAAAUGCAGCAAGCCAAUCAACACUCUCAUCAAUUACUGGCUCUGGUUUGUUAAUUGUCGAUCCAAGUCAAGAGCAAACCGGAUUAACCAUCAAAGGUGCCCAAGUAGACGGUGUCUAUUUAAAUGGAUAUGUUAGUGCCACCAUUCAAGAUUCCACUGCAGGAUUUGUAUCCCAAUAUAAUGCUUCAGAGUUUGUCCAAGGUCCACCAAAACAAGUUUCAUUUACCGGUACAAACAAGGUUGGUGUUCUUUAUAUUUUAGGUAACGGUCUUUCAUUUGCCAACUCGUUCACUAUCGAUGGCUCCAUUCUUCCAUCGACCUAUAGCGAUCUUACAAGCUAUAUCGGUAGUUCAGAGUCCUCAUCAGAAGACACCAUUGCAAUUAAAGCCACUACUUUAACUAUUACAAAUGCUAAAGAUAUUGGUAAUGCAGCAACUCUUGUUUUCCAAGGUACCACUCUUUCAAUUUCAUCAUCAUCAUUCACUGGUGGCUUUACAUCAGAGGCUCAAGAUGUUUCAUUUGAUGGCUUUGUCAAAUUUGGAACCGAUUCUAGUUUUGCAAAUAAUAUUGUUUUCCAAACAACAUUCAUUCAAAUCAAUAUCCAAGGUAAAUUUACCUUCAAUAGUGCAAAUGUAAAUCUUAAAAAAGUUGGUUCAAAUUCACCAUUCAUUAUUGCUAUUGGUGGUAUGAAAAUUGAUGGAUCCAUCACUCUUAAUUUUGAAAAUGAACCAAAUGAAUCACAAGAAUUUAUCAUUUUCAAGAGCAUUGGUGUAAUGGAAGGUGAAUUCGACUCAGUUUCAAUGAAUAUCCAAGACGAUUCAGUUUCUUCAAAAGAAUUCUCAACAACCAUUAAAAAUAAUAUUUUCAUCUUGACCUAUUCCGAUCAAAUUGGUAGUGCUUCAAAUUUAUCAGCUAGUUUAGUUUUAAUAUUAUCUAUUUCAUUUUUAUUAACAUUAUUUUAA